AUGGCAGCAAGGACAGUGAGAGAUGUAGUAGUCCCACUCACAGCAAAUGUCACAUCCAGUAUUCAGAAAUCACCGGCAGGAGGACGUUCAAGAAUUCUGAAUAAAGUUAAGCUCCCAACAAAGCAGAAAGAUUCUAAGAGUUUCACGGUACAGGUUACUAUUGGCAGUUGUGUGAAUGCAAGAGGAUUAUGUGAUUUAGGGGCAAGAAUCAAUUUGAUACCUACCUCUAUGUUUAAGAAAUUGGUUUUUGGAAAUUUGAAGCCUACCACCAUUCUGUUGCAACUGGAAGACCACUCAAUAGUCAAACCAUAUGGGAUCAUUGAGGAUGUAUUAGUCCAGGUGGGUUCACUCAUUUUCCCUAUGGACUUUGUCAUCCUAGAAUUUAAGCCAUAUCCAGAGGUUUCUUUCAUAUUGGGAUGA
Solanum dulcamara is the source of this 420-nucleotide messenger RNA. RefSeq lists its product as uncharacterized. Lineage: Eukaryota; Viridiplantae; Streptophyta; Magnoliopsida; Solanales; Solanaceae. The transcript has 2 exons. Bases 1 to 420 code for a protein of 139 amino acids. The record is from RefSeq and is a predicted model, not a curated record.